Molecule: messenger RNA, 759 nt
Organism: Cyphellophora europaea CBS 101466
Lineage: Eukaryota; Fungi; Ascomycota; Eurotiomycetes; Chaetothyriales; Cyphellophoraceae
Exons: 2
Coding region: 1-759 (252 amino acids)
Source: RefSeq, a predicted model, not a curated record
AUGGCAGACCAGACAAACAAUGACACCACAGAUGACAACGCAAUAGAGAAUGAGCAAGCCGCUGUUGUCCCGGUGCGUGGUGCGCACAACUAUGCCAUCCAGAUAAUCGACGAUCCAAGGACCUGCUCCUUCGCCGUCCACAAGGACAUGAUCCGGCCCCAUUCGCCUAUGAUGGCUGCCUGGAUCGGCCGGCGUGCUAAGAUGACCGCCUUCGCCGUCAGUAGCACCACUCCGCCGGCCGUGGCCAUGAUGAUCGCGUACAUGUACAGCAGCAAGACCCCAACCCUCAACGACUUACGGUAUUCUUGGCCCGAUCUUCUCCCUGAUGCAACCAUCGAUCAGCGAACCCUGCCCAAGACAUCGAGGCCUGAUUUCUUCGAGUUCAAGACGCAGGUACAGGCAUACGAUCUUGCGGUACGCUACAUCAUCCCUGGUCUCAAGCCUCUGCUAGCUGAAGCUGCCUACCGAUACACUCAGCAAGCGUUACUCAAUGACCAUGAGCUGGGCAAUGCGGCAAUCUCGGAGAUCAUGUCGCACACUCACCCCGACGACGACGGCCUUCGCGGACGAGUCGUCAGCUUGUGUCUUGUACUGAAGCCAGUGCUAGACUCAACGGCUGAAGGACAGGGUGCUCUAGCCAUUAUCGAGGCAAACGUGCCUUGGACCUGGAAGACUGCUCUGCGGGCCAUUGAGAUGGUUAAGACGCUUGAGGAGAAGACGGCUGGUAGGUCCCUUGCAACGCGUGAGUCUUGGGCCUAG